Molecule: messenger RNA, 1399 nt
Organism: Setaria italica (foxtail millet)
Lineage: Eukaryota; Viridiplantae; Streptophyta; Magnoliopsida; Poales; Poaceae
Product: manganese-dependent ADP-ribose/CDP-alcohol diphosphatase
Exons: 1
Coding region: 107-1126 (339 amino acids)
Molecular function (GO): ADP-ribose diphosphatase activity; 2',3'-cyclic-nucleotide 2'-phosphodiesterase activity; CDP-glycerol diphosphatase activity
Source: RefSeq, a predicted model, not a curated record
ACGAGCGGCGCACCGUGCUGCAGUGCACGGGACCUGCAGAUACUCCUAGCUAGCUUGUGCCGCCACCCAACCAGCGACGACCACUCGCCGCUGCUGGACUCGGCCCAUGCUGGCGCGCCCGAACGCCGGCGUGGUCCGGCCGCCGGCGUCGUCGGCGAAGGAGCCGCUCUUCUCGUUCGGCGUCAUCGCCGACGUGCAGUACGCCGACAUCCCCGACGGCCGGUCCUUCCUCGGCGUGCCGCGCUACUACCGCCACAGCAUCUGCGUCCUCCGCCGCGCCGUCCGGAGCUGGAACGCCCACGAGGGCGUCAGGUUCUGCGUCAACUUCGGCGACAUCGUCGACGGCUUCUGCCCCAGGGAGCGGUCCCUGGAGGCCGUCCGCGCCGUGGUGCGCGAGUUCGACGGCUUCCGCGGCGGGCCGGCGUACCACAUGCUCGGCAACCACUGCCUGUACAACCUCCCCCGGAGCGACCUCGUGCCGGAGCUGCGUAUCCCCUCGCCGCCGGGCCGCUCCGCCGCCUACUACGACUUCUCGCCGUGGCCGGGGUACCGCUUCGUGGUGCUGGACGCCUACGACUUGAGCGCCCUCGGGCGGCCGCGGACGCACCCGUCGUCCGCGGCGGCGCGGCGGUUCCUGGAUGCCCGGAACCCGAACCGCGACAAGAACAGCCCGAGCGGGCUCGAGGGGACGGACCGGCGGUUCGUGAUGUUCAACGGCGGCGUGGGCGGCGCGCAGCUGCGGUGGCUGGACGGCGUCCUCCGCGGCGCGGCGCGGCGGCGGGAGAGGGUCGUGGUGUGCAGCCACCUGCCGGUGCACCCCGGCGCGGCGUCGCCCACGGGGCUCAUGUGGAACUACGAGGAGGUGAUGGCCGUGGUGCGGCGGCACGAAGGGUGCGUCGUGGCGUGCCUCGCCGGGCACGUCCACAGGGGCGGGUACGCCGUGGACGGGUGCGGCGUGCACCACCGCACGCUGGAGGCCGCCGUCGAGUGCCCUCCCGGCACCGACGCGUUCGGGCGCGUCGAGGUGUACCCCGACCGGCUCAGGCUCGUCGGAUCCGACAGGAUGGCCAGCACGGAGAUGCUGCUGCUCAGCUCCUCGUCCUCGACUGAGGUAGCUGCGGCGUAGGGAUCGGCAUCGCUUGCGGCUGCGUGUACUACUGCGAUACGAUUCAUACGAACACACGAGUACUCUGGCUUAACCACUGCCGUUGGGAACGUUUUGUUUCUGAAUUCUGGUACCUACAUGAACCUAACCAAUGCACAAGCCGCUGGAAGCCUGCAAACGAACAGCUCGUGCAAUUCGCAUACCAGCAGUUGAGUACUAGAAUCUAGAAGUACAAUCUGGUUAACAAAUCACAGCCCUUUGAGCUAAUCCCAUGACCCUGAGUGAACCACGUGU